Aureobasidium melanogenum CBS 110374 is the source of this 483-nucleotide messenger RNA. RefSeq lists its product as uncharacterized. The record is from RefSeq and is a predicted model, not a curated record. Lineage: Eukaryota; Fungi; Ascomycota; Dothideomycetes; Dothideales; Saccotheciaceae. The transcript is spliced from 2 exons. Bases 1 to 483 code for a protein of 160 amino acids.
AUGUCAACGCUUCCAAAGCAAUACUUACAGAAGAGCCGCAGACCCUGGUUUUCGUGCUAUCAAGAUCAAUCAUGGGGCCAAAACUACGACCGAAACUCCCCUUUCACUGUCGAAGGCUUGGUAGUCGUCAUAACAGGCGUUGGUAGCGGCCUUGGGUCCCAAGUAGCUCUCGCUCUUGAUACAAAUGGUGCGAAAGCGGUCUACAUCUUCGGUCGCCGUCAGGAAGCAUUGGACCGCACGAUCGCUGCCUCGAAAAAUAACAGCAUCGAAGGCAUCAUCUGCGACGUCACUUUCAAAGACUCUCUCGGCGCUGCAGCCUCUCGAGAGCGUUCCGAACAAGGAUAUAUCAAUGUUCUCUACACCAACUCUGGCGUAAUGGGACCUAGCACCUCUAUUUCCAGCUCAGAUAAAGACUUCAAGUACAAGCCUUUUAGGAUGUGUCUGGGUUGGUGCAAGUCACGACGGUUGCAUGCCGGAAAUUGA